AUGCUGAGCGUCUGGGUACUGCUGUGUGUGAGCUGGGCUGUGUGUGCCACGGGGCAGGAGGAGCCCCUCUCUGUACCAGGAACGGGCUCUGAUGUCUGGGGGCUGGAUCCCCUCACGGCACCAGGGACCGAAGCUGAUGUCUGGGGGCUGGAUCCCCUCACGGCACCAGGGGCCGAUACUGAUUUCUGGGGCCAGGAGCCCCUCUCUGUACCAGUUGCCGACGCUGAUGUCUGGGGGCAUGGUCCCCUCUCCUCACCAGUUGCCGACACUGAUGUCUGGGGGCAGGAUCCCCUAUCCGCUCCAGGGGCCAAUGCUGAUGUCUGGGGGCAGGAUCCCCUAUCCGCACCCGGAACAGAAGCUGAUCUCUGGAGAGGCCUGAUCACCACCACCACCACCACCACGUCUCUCCCCUGGACGGACUCCCCUGUAGCACCUGAUGCCAACACGACCUCCAUACCGCAGGCAGAAGAGGAGGAGGAGAGGGAUGUGGACUUGAAGAAAGACACUACAGCAGCCUCAAGGGCACGUAGGGCAGGGGAGCCUCAGAAGCAGAAGCGGAGGCGUCCAGGGGCCAAGGCAGCGAAGAAGGCCAAGGAGGAGGAGGAGGAGGCAGAGGCAGAGGCAGACACACAGAGGCUCUGCACUAAGGGGUUGAAUUCUGUAAUGAUCUACUCUGUCCCCGUCUAUGGUGUCUCUGGCCAUCUCCAGCUGCAUGUGCAGGAGCCGGAUGUGGGCCGCACGGAGCCGGAUCUGGGCCGCACGGAGGCCGUGUGGGUGGAGAUGCAGUCGGUGCUGAGGAAGAGGAACCAGGGGCGCCUGGACCGGGUCAUGCAGGACCUGAUGGGCCAGAAGAAAGAACUGAUGGAUGAGGAGGGAACCAACGGAGAGAAGGGGAAGGGAGGAAAGAAGGUGGAGGAGGAGGAGGAAGAAGACGACGAUGAUGACGAAGAAGAAGAGGAUGACGACGAUGAGGAGGAGGAGGAGGAGGAAGAGGAAGAAGAAGAGGAGGAGGAGGAAGAGGAGGAGGAGGAGGAGGAGGAGGAGGAAGAGACGGAGGAGAGUGAUGCAGUGUCCAACAGCACCGUGGCUCCUACGGUCUUUACAGACACGCUGCCUGCCAGCUGCCAGCAGGGGGCCUCAGUGAUCUCCUGUGGUGACAUUCCCAUGGGGCGCCUGCCACUCCUCACCGACCCAGCAGUCACCACCCUGCAGCUGCCUGGAGCCAACAUCAGUAAGAUUCCCGCGCGGGCGUUCUCAGGUGUGCCCCACCUGGAGGAGAUCGACCUGAGCAGGAACCUGCUGGAGGACUCGUCCAUAGGCACCUAUGUCUUCAAGAACCUGACUAUGUUGAAGAGGUUGCGUCUGGACUCUAAUGGUCUGACUACGCUGCCUCUGCUGCCCGCCUCUCUGGAGGAGCUCAGCCUCACAGGCAACAAGUUCAGCGUGCUGCUGCCCAAGACCUUCAGAGGCCUGCUGAACCUGCGCUCUCUGGAGCUGAGCCAGAAUGAGCUGUACGAUGACGCCGUCUCCCCGCUGGCCUUCAGGCCGCUCAAGAAGCUCCUCAUCCUGCGCCUGGACAACAACAACUUCCGCGCCAUUCCCAUGGGCCUGCCGCCUUCACUCUCUGAUUUGAGCAUGCGUGAAAACCAGCUGCAGGAGGUGGACGGGCUCUCGCUCAACAAGUCCGUCAACCUGCAAGCACUGGACCUGAGUCACAACUACCUGCGAGAACACACCAUCUCCCCGCAGGCCUGGAAACACCUCCCAAAGCUGGAGUCCCUGGACCUGUCGGGUAACCAGUUCUCGGUGGUGCCUCCUCACCUCCCGAUCGUCCUGAAGCAGCUCUCCAUGCUGAGUAACCAUGUGGACUCCAUCCCUGCCUUCGUGCUGGCCCACCUGAGCCCCGGCCUGCAGGCCCUGCGCCUCUCACACAACCGCCUGCGCAACGAGGGCCUGAAGUCCACGCUGAUGGAACUGCAAGUGACUUGA
Messenger RNA from Engraulis encrasicolus (European anchovy), 1989 nucleotides. RefSeq names its product extracellular matrix protein 2-like. The record is from RefSeq and is a predicted model, not a curated record. Bases 1 to 1989 code for a protein of 662 amino acids. Gene Ontology annotation, biological process: extracellular matrix organization; positive regulation of cell-substrate adhesion. Gene Ontology annotation, molecular function: heparin binding; protein binding; collagen V binding. Gene Ontology annotation, cellular component: extracellular matrix. The transcript has 10 exons. NCBI's taxonomy places the organism in Eukaryota, Metazoa, Chordata, Actinopteri, Clupeiformes, Engraulidae.